AUGGACCGUCUCUUCUCCUUGGGCAAGUCGAACACCACCCAACCCGAUAGAUCACCUAAAGAUGAGCACCGCGCUCUCCCUGCCCUCUGGUACCGUUCUCCGUCCCUCUUCUCUCUCGAGCGCCGCGCCAUCUUCUCCAAAAAAUGGAUAGUCAUCACCCACCAAGUCCGGUUCCAGAACGUAGGCGAAUACGUCAAAUAUGACAUCGCCGGGUACAGCGUAUUCGUCAUCAAGGAUCGCAAAGGCUGUCUGCGCGCGUUUCACAACGUCUGUCGCCAUCGUGCGUAUCCCGUUAUGGAGGCGGGUUGCGGAACGGCCCGUAUCAUCGCGUGCAAGUACCAUGGAUGGUCGUACGGUCUCGACGGACAGCUGGCCAAAGCACCCAAGUACCAGAAUUUGGAGGGGUUUGACAAGACUAUCAACGGCCUUUUCCCCAUCCACAUCCAUGUGGAUCGGCUUGGCUUCGUCUGGGUCAAUUUAGAGGCAUCCCCUAUGCCUACCACGCCAUGGGGAGAGGACUUUGUGGGCGUGGACGAGCAGCCCCGACUCCAGCACUUCGAUCUGUCUGAGUACCACUUUGAUCAUCAGUGGGAGAUGGUGGGGGAUUAUAACUGGAAGACUCUGGCAGAUAACUAUAAUGAGUGCUAUCACUGUCCCACCGGUCAUCCCGCCAUCAACGGCCUUUCCGACCUGAGCAAAUACUACGUCGUCACGGACCGGGGACUCAUUCAGCACUUCAACACCAACAAGGAGCAAACGUCGGAUUUCGACAUUAACAGUUCGUUUUACUUUCCGAACGCGUCGAUCACCAUCUCAUCUACCUUCUUCUACCUGAUGCGCUGCGUCCCCGUCUCGUCCUCCCGAACGAAAAUGGAGUAUGAGGUAUUCCGAUAUAAGGGCGCCUCUGAUGAGGCCUUUACCAGUAUUUCUGAGCUAUUCAAGCAGGUCCUGCGCGAGGACAAGGAUCUGUGCAAUGCGGCGCAGAUGAACCUCAACGCGGGCAUUUUCACUAAUGGGGUGUUACAUCCUCAGGCGGAGAAGGGACCGCUAUACUUCCAGCAAGUGGUGAGGAAGUUGCUCUUCGAGCAUCGACAGGAGGAAGAGAAGGCAGGGAAGGAAAUCUGGCCGGCUGUGCCUGAGCAUGUUGCUACUGAUAAAGUGGAGGAGGAGCUAGAAUUCUGUCGGAGCUUAGAUUGCUCUUCUGCGGGGAGUUCUUUGGAUUGGUGA
Messenger RNA from Aspergillus campestris IBT 28561, 1227 nucleotides. RefSeq names its product aromatic ring-hydroxylating oxygenase subunit alpha. The transcript is spliced from 5 exons. Gene Ontology annotation, molecular function: 2 iron, 2 sulfur cluster binding; iron ion binding. NCBI's taxonomy places the organism in Eukaryota, Fungi, Ascomycota, Eurotiomycetes, Eurotiales, Aspergillaceae. The coding region runs from base 1 to 1227 and encodes 408 amino acids. The record is from RefSeq and is a predicted model, not a curated record.